CGCGCUGUGUAAACCUGGCGUUGCAGUAUUUCAUGUUCAGGUCUUCAACAUGUCGCUCCUCUUAUUCCUAUCGUCGUCUCUAUUAUUCUCAUGUCUGGACAGUUUGACUGAAGCCCACCCAACGCAUUUACCGAGGAGGGUGUUCACAGACAAAGAGAUUGCAGUUAAAAGGUCACCUGUACCUGGAGACCAUGCACCUGUACGGAUCCUCCUGAGAGGAGAGCCAGACUCUGUCACAGCCGCAGGACAAACCCACUUGUACACAUACGACUUUCAGCAGCCCCAGAAGGCUCCCGUAGAAAGGAGGCUGGUGUGGAAGGAGUGCACUCCUGAGGAUUGCGGCUAUAACAUCACAGUGGUCCACGAGAGGCAGAAGGCUGACCAGGCGUUAGUGUGUGGAACCGACGGCUCAGAGACGCUGUGCUGUGACGUGAAUUUGUCUGCACAGUCACCCACAUGCACCCCUUCAAAUACGUCGGGGGCCAUAGAAAGAGGCAUAAGGUCAUUCAUCGUGAAGGAAGGUGAAGCAUCGGCGCUUGUGGAAUCAACAGAAAGUGCCGACCUCUACAUCACCAACUCUGGAUCUCAGGAGUAUGUUGGCAUCCACAAGUUUGGUAAAAACAGAGUUGGACCAGCGAGUCAUAAUAAAGAGCAACACUAUGUGGGUUUGAUGCUCAGCAGAGGAAGAGAUGCUCCCUUACAGGAUAAGGUUUUUGCUUUCUACAAGGAGAAAAACAAAGGUAGUAACCCGCGAGAUGACAUGUGGCUCCCGUACGUCACCCGGGUUUGCAUGGCAGAUAUUGGGGGUCGCAAGAACAACAUGCAGCUCACUUGGACGUCCCAGAUGAGUGCCAGGCUCUUCUGCGGAGACCCCGGCACCAGACAGCAUUUCUCUGAACUGGUAGAUGUGGCUGUUGUGCAGGCAGACCAGUGGCAGGAUACCAGAGUUUAUGGACUCUUCAGAAAUGAAUGGCAUAUGACCGCCGUGUGUGUUUACACCAUUAAAGAUUUUGACAACAUCUUUGCAACCUCUGCAUUCGAAGGCCAAACCUCAGCAUAUUCUAGGGACAGACCUAGGAAGUGUGUUGAAGACAGCAGGCUGCUGUCUCCUGAGACCCUGAGGAAGAUCGCUGAGACAUCAGAGAUGGUGGACUGGGUCCAACCGGUGAACAAGUCUGGUCCCCUGCUUUUCAAUCACCACAACUACACCCACAUCUACGCUGACAGCUCCAAGGACAAGAGGAACAAUACCCACACAGUUCUGUUUCUGACACUCAAUAAUGGAGCAAUUCAUAAAGUGCUACAGACGGAAAAUCAGUCCUUUUUCAUCGCUGAGUACCACCCCUUCAACCACAGAGCCCACAUCAGCAGCAUCGUCCUUCAUCCGUCCUCGAGGAAGCUCUAUGUCACCACCAGAAGUGAACUGGUCCAGCUGGAUGUGGAACACUGUGCCAAGUACGGAGACUGUGAGGAGUGUGUCUUAGCCAGGGACCCGUACUGCGGCUGGAACUUCACCCAGUGCUCCGCUGCAACGAGCGACACACUGCAGGACUUGACCACAGGGAACCACACCAUCUGCCCUGUUCCACUUCUGACAGCUUCCAGAUAUUCCACUGACGCACGUGCACCUGAGAGGGUGGAACGCAUCGCUGUCCCCCCCAAAUCCAAGUUUUUCCUUUCCUGUCCGAUGUUGUCUAAACACGCGGAGUAUACCUGGCGUCAAGGGCAAGACACCACGCUCUGCAGGUCGAAGGAGCAGGAGUGCCUACUUCUCAUCGACAGCAUGAGUCCAGAGCAGGUGGGAACGCACACGUGUGAGUCAGAGGAGCUGGGCCUCAAGAAAGUCCUGUUGCAUUACGAGCUGCAGCUGGAGAGCAGGGCAGCGAUUGGUCGAUUGUCAAGCCCUCUGAUCUGGGUUUGUAUGGUGGCUGCUCUGAUUAAGAGUUAGUCCUGUUAAUCCUGAUUGAGUCCAGGGAAAGGUCAACAACGAGCAUAUUGCAUUAAGUACAGUAACAGAGACUGUCACUGAAAUAAUAUUAGCUUAUGCCAAUAAACAUUUCCAACAAAGGAGAUCCUGCUUGAGUAAACAUUUAUGAUCAUUUAUUUCCUUUAAAAUAUUUGUAAAUAAUGCUAGCCUUCAAAUGAUUAUUGCUUUUCAAAAGCUUAAACAUUCCUCUUUCGGCAUAUCUGCACCCUUCUGUGUAGCUUGCCUUUAGCUGCACAUAAACAACAGACUGCGCACUUAACAAUCUUUGAUGGAAUGUCCAUGUCAACAGUAAUCCCAGUGAUGAGUUGACAGAAAAUAAGCUGCUUGGUAGAAAUGUUAUGAAACAGCGCAGAGUAGCAGCAUGCAGGUAGAGCAGAAAAGUCUUGCAAUGUGAAUGUAACACGAUGCACAGUUUAUUUCAGUGUUUUGUGUCGGUUUCCGUUUUAUAUGUGAAAUUCUGUCUGGACUUUCGUUUUUUUUUAUAAACUACCUCAAACCUGCCAGAUAGGCUCGCAGAAGUAUGAACUGUCCUCUCUCUGUUAAUACUCUUCUAUGUAACAGGCUUAAGGUAACAUGCUCAUAAUGUGAAAUACUGCUAAGAUAUGGAAAGUUAAAAGGGGCUGAGUGUAAAUCUAAAGCAGUCGUAACCCUGAGCUGCUUUCAGGCACCAAGCAGCUUUGUGUAAUGAUUGAAAACUAUCGACUGUAAAUAAAGACAGACAAAGCAUCUCCACCUCCUCCUCCAUCCAGAAGUGAGGCCCACAAAUUAUAUACAUAUAUCCUGCUUACAAGCACCCCCAUCUUGUGCCUGUGACGUCAUUUGGAGGCGGAGACUGUGCAGCAGUGAUCAUGGCGUGGAGCCAUGGUGUCGAGGUCCGGAUGAUACACACUCUUGGCCAAUCGUGAGCCAGUCUCAGCCUUCAAUUAUGAUGUUCCACCUCGUUUAGCAUCAAAUAACACAUAAACACUGCAUCGUUUUAUUUAAAGUGUAUUUUUUGUCUUGGUCCAUGUCUCAUCUGCUAACUUUGAGGAGGUGGGGUUAGUGACGUGCGCUGCAGCCAGCCACCAGGGGCCAAUUAGAUGCCUCGGCUUGCCUUUUGGGAGUCAUCAUUGUCCAUCUUUAUAUACAGUCUGUUUUAUACUGUAUGUUUAAUAGCCGGUGUACAAUCUAUGCAUCAACCACUGUUUAAUUUGUUUAACAUGAAUUGCCAUAUUAUAUUAAAGUAGAAUUUUAUGA
Molecule: messenger RNA, 3223 nt
Organism: Platichthys flesus (European flounder)
Lineage: Eukaryota; Metazoa; Chordata; Actinopteri; Pleuronectiformes; Pleuronectidae
Product: semaphorin-7A-like
Exons: 14
Coding region: 50-1948 (632 amino acids)
Biological process (GO): regulation of inflammatory response; positive regulation of axon extension; positive regulation of macrophage cytokine production
Molecular function (GO): chemorepellent activity; semaphorin receptor binding; integrin binding
Source: RefSeq, a predicted model, not a curated record